AUAAUCCACCAGAGUGGGCACCAGAAUCAACCGAUGUUAUACGCUUGAAUGACGAUCAAAGUAUUCUUGAUGACAAAGUUGUCGCUUUAAAAGAAUCACUUCAACAAAUCGUCGAAAAAAUGGUACAUUUUCGGGAGGCAAAACAACUUACAAAAAUGAAAAUGCAAAUUCUUCAAAUGGAAUUUCUUCUUGAAGAAGCAUGUGAAAGCAUUGGCGAUGAAAUUGUUUACAAUAAUCCACUAUAUUUAUCAUGUUCAUUGGAAACGUUUGAAAUGGAUCUUAAACAAAAAAUAAUUUUAUCUCUUGAAUUGGAAUUGGAAAAACAACAAUUUAUGGUAAUUUUAUCAACUUGGUUAAAUCAACCAUAUAUUGAUUUUGAUAAAAUUAUGGAAUUUGAAAAUAUUUGUAAAAUUGAAAUAGAAAAUAAAGAAAAUUAA
Racocetra fulgida is the source of this 437-nucleotide messenger RNA. The record is from the annotation of a GenBank genome assembly. NCBI's taxonomy places the organism in Eukaryota, Fungi, Glomeromycota, Glomeromycetes, Diversisporales, Gigasporaceae.